This is a messenger RNA of Oppiella nova, 561 nucleotides long. NCBI's taxonomy places the organism in Eukaryota, Metazoa, Arthropoda, Arachnida, Sarcoptiformes, Oppiidae. The record is from the annotation of a GenBank genome assembly.
AGUGUGCUAUUCCCGGCCUGUUAUGCGUUGAUUGCUAAGUGGACGCCCGAACACGAGCGCAGUGCGAUCCUAUCCCUGCCCCUCAUCGGUGGUAAUAUUGGCACUAUUGUCACGUCAGCCCUAACCGGGUAUUUAACUGAGGAGGGCUUUGCAGGGGGCUGGCCCUCAGUCUUUUAUGUGUCAGCUGAGCAGGGUGUAUUUUUAUACGGACUUCGCGGUGGUGGGGACGUGCCCGUUGACGCCGAUAUGACAUCCAACUACAUGGGAACGGUAUUUGCGAUCGCUAACUCCAUAGCCUUUACAUGCGGUAUAAUAACCCCAUUGGUGAUUGGGGUAAUAGUGGGCGAUACCAAUGAACACACCCGUAGGCAAUGGGGUUAUGUUUUCUAUAUGUCGGCCGCACUUAACAUAUUCGGUGGACUCGUAUUCAUUAUUUUCGGGUCAGCUAAACAACAACCAUGGGAUAUACAACCUGAUAAUGACCGGCACCUGGAACUAACUUAUGUUCAUCGUUACCCAGCACAGUGCAGACAGAUUAAUAUGCUCUGUGACAUUAAAUAG